Molecule: messenger RNA, 2032 nt
Organism: Exophiala oligosperma
Lineage: Eukaryota; Fungi; Ascomycota; Eurotiomycetes; Chaetothyriales; Herpotrichiellaceae
Product: branchpoint-bridging protein
Exons: 6
Coding region: 42-1691 (549 amino acids)
Biological process (GO): regulation of mRNA splicing, via spliceosome
Cellular component (GO): nucleus
Molecular function (GO): mRNA binding; zinc ion binding
Source: RefSeq, a predicted model, not a curated record
CACAACACCUUGAACAAUUUCAUCACAGCGCAACAGUCAAGAUGGCGUGGCGCAAUCAAGGCAUAACAGGUUCGAACAAUAUUCCUCUCGGAACACGUCGUCGGUUUGGAGGCGAAGGCAACGGUGACUCGCAGAAUGGAAGCUCCGCCGACUCUCCUGCGUAUGGAGACUCAGGCAAGCGUGGGCGUAGUCCUACCAGAGCCGAGCCUGCUGCCGAUGGCGUGAAGAGACGUAGGAAGCGAAAUCGCUGGGGUGAGGCUGGCGAGAACAAAGCUGCAGGCCUCAUGGGACUUCCUACCAUGAUUCAAGCAAACAUGACAGCAGAGCAACUUGACGCGUACACGCUUCACUUGCGUAUCGAAGAGAUCAGUCAAAAGCUUCGUAUCAACGAUGUUGUCCCUGCGGAGGCAGACAGAUCUCCGUCUCCACCGCCUCAAUACGACAACUUCGGUCGCCGAGUCAACACUCGAGAGUUCCGAUACCGCAAACGCCUGGAGGAUGAAAGACACAAGCUCAUUGAGAAGGCCAUGAAGACUAUUCCUAACUAUCACCCACCGUCUGACUACCGCCGACCAACCAAGACCCAAGAAAAGGUCUAUGUGCCAGUGAAUGACUAUCCCGAGAUUAACUUUAUUGGUCUACUCAUUGGACCUCGUGGUAACACGUUGAAGAAGAUGGAAAAUGAGUCUGGAGCCAAGAUUGCCAUUCGAGGCAAAGGCUCUGUCAAGGAAGGAAAGGGACGAUCUGACGCAGCGCACACCAGCAACCAGGAAGAAGACUUGCAUUGUCUCAUUAUGGCAGAUACCGAGGAAAAGGUCAACAAGGCCAAGAAAUUGAUCCACAAUGUCAUUGAGACCGCCGCAUCCAUCCCCGAAGGACAGAACGAGUUGAAGCGGAACCAACUUAGAGAACUUGCAGCCCUCAACGGAACCCUUCGCGACGAUGAGAAUCAAGCUUGCCAGAAUUGUGGGCAAAUCGGGCAUCGCAAAUAUGAUUGUCCAGAGCAGCGUAAUUUCACUGCCAACAUCAUUUGCCGAGUUUGUGGCAAUGCUGGCCACAUGGCCAGAGAUUGUCCAGACCGACAACGAGGUAGUGACAUGCGGAAUAAUGUUCCAGGUGGAUUCAACCAACGCCGUCUUGGUCCUUCUGAUGCUGUUGACCGAGAAAUGGAGAACCUCAUGCAAGAACUCUCAGGAAAUCCCUCGGGCGCGCCCGCUGGUCGUAUUGAAGCGGCGCCAGGCAGCUAUGAUCAAGGAGAUUCCUACGGCGGCGGCGGUGGCGGUGGCGAUACUCGACCAUGGGCCAGACAGCCGACUGGUGCCCCUGCUCCAUGGCAGCGGGAGCGACAAGACCGCGAUGCUGGCUCCUCGCUUCCACCUUGGCAGCAAGGCCGUCAAGCCGACUAUAGAUCUGCCCCAGGUCAGCACCAAGCCGCACCAUGGCAACAGCAAGCUCCUCCCCCACCUCCUGGACAGGGCUAUGGCUAUGGUGGUUAUCCUGGCUACGAUCAGCCACCAGCUUAUGGUGUUCCACCUCCUCCUGCCGCUCCUCCUGGGAUCAGCUCUUUCCUCCAGCAAUAUGGUCAAGCACCUCCUCCACCCCCUGAUGGAGCUGCGCCGCCACCACCACCGGAUGCGCAACCCCCUCCACCAAGCAACGAUUACGUUCCUCCCCCACCGCCACCAGCAUAAAGCGUGCACCAGUGCUUCACAAUGUGGUGCAGGCGGAACAUUUGCUUCGGUGGUACAUUGGCCAGGAGCAUGGAUGUUCGAAUGACAACAAACAACAACAAUGGCAAGGUGGUUUUCGUCGCUCGUUUUGGGGUUGUUGCUUUUCAGGAUCGGAGCUUGCUUCAUUUUGCUGUUCAGAAGGUUCAGGACUUGUCCUUUUACGAUGCUUUCACUGAAGGGGUAGCAAAGUACCGGGCAACCUGGACAUUUCAAGCAUAAGGUAAGGCAGGUUGCUUUUACAGUUUGUAGGUAGUACGGAAGCUAGGAAUAAAAAUUGCAUUGAAUGGAAUGCGAGAUGAGGU